This is a messenger RNA of Hibiscus syriacus, 1916 nucleotides long. Its product is annotated as E3 ubiquitin-protein ligase UPL1-like. Lineage: Eukaryota; Viridiplantae; Streptophyta; Magnoliopsida; Malvales; Malvaceae. The record is from RefSeq and is a predicted model, not a curated record. Gene Ontology annotation, molecular function: ubiquitin-protein transferase activity. The coding region runs from base 300 to 1901 and encodes 533 amino acids. The transcript is spliced from 6 exons. Gene Ontology annotation, biological process: positive regulation of protein catabolic process; proteasome-mediated ubiquitin-dependent protein catabolic process; protein polyubiquitination.
UGCUUCAAGUAGUGUCUAUGCAGUACAUCAAAAUUAGAAAGCUGCUCACUCUCUCAUGUGACCGCUGAUAAUUCAAAUUCCCAGAACCUGCUUAGCAAUGAAGCUUCUGGCAAUGCUGGCAAGGGCCUCCGUUUGACAGAACCAGAGUCUAACCAAGAGAAGUGGACCAAUGCUGAAUCCUCUGGAUCCAGUGGCAAUAAAAUGUGGAUUUUUAUAAUAUUUUCUUGAAGUUACCAGAAUCUGAUUUGUGCAAUUUGUGCUGUCUUCUUGAUCGUGAGGAAUUGUCAGAUAAAGUUUUUAUGUUAGCUGGUGAGGUGCUGAAGAAAUUGGCAUCAGUUGCUGUGACACAUCGCAAGUCUUUUACUACAGAGCUUUCAGAAUUAGCCCAUGGUUUGAGUAGUUCGGCUGUCAAUGAGCUUGUAACACUGAGGAAUACGCAGAUGCUGGGUCUGAGUGCAGCUUCCAUGGCAGGAGCUACAAUUCUACGUGUGUUACAAGUUCUUAGCUCGCUCACUUCAACUAGUGUUGGUGAUUAUAAACCAGAGGAUGGUGAUGAUGAACAGGAAGAGGAAGCUACCAUGUGGAAAUUAAAUGAAUUAUUAGAGCCAUUAUGGGAAGAAUUGAGUAAUUGCAUUGGCAUGACUGAGGCACAGCUGGCUCAGAGCUCACUCUGUCCAACCGUAUCUAAUUUGAAUGUUGGGGACCAUGUUCAGGGAACAUCCUUAUUGUCACCACUCCCUCCGGGGACUCAGAGACUCCUCCCUUUCAUUGAGGCUUUCUUUGUUUUGUGUGAAAAGCUACAUGGCAAUCAUUCUAUCAUCCAACAAGAUCAUGUAAAUGUGAUUGUACAAGAAGUAAAAGAGUCUGCCGAAUGUUCUACUUCCUUACCCUCUAAGGACAGUGGGGAUUCCCAGAAGAAGCUUGAUGGAUCUGUCACAUUCGCAAGGUUUGCCGAGAAGCAUCGCAGACUUCUGAAUGCUUUUGUUAGGCAAAAUCCUGGCUUGCUAGAAAAACCGUUGUCUAUGCUGCUGAAAGCUCCAAGGCUGAUUGACUUCAAUAACAAGAGAGCAUAUUUCCAUUCAAGAAUAAAACAACAGCAUGAACAGCACCUUGCUGGUCCACUGCAGAUAAGUGUGCGGCGGGCAUAUGUGUUGGAGGACUCCUACAAUCAGUUACGAAUACGACCUACUCAGGAUCUGAAGGGUCGUUUGAACGUGCAGUUUCAAGGGGAAGAGGGUAUUGAUGCUGGUGGACUGACAAGAGAAUGGUAUCAGUUACUGUCAAGGGUCGUAUUUGACAGAGGAGCAUUACUUUUUACUACUGUAGGGAGCAAUGCAACUUUCCAGCCAAAUCCUAAUUCUGUUUACCAGACUGAGCAUCUUUCUUACUUCAAAUUUGUGGGCCGUGUGGUUGCAAAGGCACUAUUUGAUGGUCAACUUUUGGAUGUUUAUUUUACUCGGUCCUUCUACAAGCACAUCCUUGGUGUUAAGGUGACUUACCAUAAUAUAGAGGCAGUUGAUCCUGAUUAUUACAAGAAUCUGAAGUGGAUGCUGGAGAAUGAUGUGAGCGGCGUUCCUGAUCUGACUUUCAGCAUGGAUGCUGAUGAAGAAAAGAACAUACUUUAUGAAAAAACUGAGGUUACCGAUUAUGAGCUUAAACCGGGAGGAGGAAAUAUCAGAGUUACUGAGGAAACAAAACACGAGUAUGUAGACCUUGUUGCUGAUCAUAUCUUGACGAACGCUAUACGUCCUCAAAUCAAUUCCUUUCUGGCGGGAUUUAAUGAAUUGGUGCCACGUGAACUUAUUUCAAUUUUUAAUGAUAAAGAGCUUGAGUUACUAAUUAGUGGACUUCCUGAAAUCAAUUGUAAGCUUACCAGCCUAUGCUUUUAUGCUUCUCAUUGAGUUUGACUGGUCGAU